AACGGACAUGGUCAAUGACGAGUUGGAAAUUGGGUGUAGGAGGUCCAAGUAUAAAUUCUUGGCCAACCCCCUUUGCCAACAUCAGCUUUUGGGAACGCAGAUUCAUCACAUUUACACAUAUCUGAACAUCCACUGACACCACACCCACUCUCUCAUCAUUAUCGCUUGUCUGUUAACCUGCUUACAAUCCACCAUCAUAAACAAGCAUUUAAAAUUCCCGAGAUUCCCGUCAAUCCAAACUCUAUCCACGUAGCUGGGACCACUCCCCGUACCCGGAUUCCCCGAAAACUCAAUCCUGAGAAACGCCCUUGCCACCCUUCACAUAACGAAGACUUCCCACCUCCUCCUCUUCGCCACCCCCACCCUCGCCGGCGUAGCCCCAGCCACAACCGCCGAACAGUGCGGAACCCUCGGCGUAAUGGCCUACACCGCCGCAUCCCUCGACGCCGCCGUCGCCGGUGGCAGUGGCGUCGAUCCCGCACAGAUCCGCACGUGUCAAGAACACCCCCUAGGCCCGGCCCCCCGACCCGAACACGCCGUCGGACCCCGUCCGAAAGCCUCUCCCUCGACUGCUUCCGCAGACUUCGACAGCAAGGAAGGAGUCAACUCCACCGCCGUGGGCCACUGGGGCUGGGGCUGGCGGCACGGCGGCUGGGGAAACUGCUGGGACAGCGAUCCGGGCGACUACGGGUGUUCGGGCGGCUACUGCUACAAGGCGUGUGAUGGUGAUGGCAGGUGGUGCUGGACUGCGCGGAAUAGGGGGUACGGGGAUUGGAAGACGUGCAAUACGAAUUCUGAUUGUGCUAAUUUGGAUGAUGGUGGGUGCGGGAGGGGGUGUAAGUCUUGUGGCUGCGGCUGUUAGGACAGAUGGAUCCAAUGCCUGGUCGCUUUCUUUAUUGUUCGUUUCAGUACUUUAUCGUGGUCAGUGGUGUGAGAUGGGACCGGGAAUGCGUCUGAGUUUGGUGUUUGGCUUCUUGGAUUGAUGCAUCUGUGUGUAUUUAGUCUGGUAGCUGAAUUCUUAUUGAGGCGGCAUGAAGGAUCAACGCUGGGUCCCUCCUUACUAGUGAUGGGUCUGGACUUCUGAUGAGUACCUCACUUUGCAUGUG
Colletotrichum phormii is the source of this 1106-nucleotide messenger RNA. RefSeq lists its product as uncharacterized. NCBI's taxonomy places the organism in Eukaryota, Fungi, Ascomycota, Sordariomycetes, Glomerellales, Glomerellaceae. The transcript has a single exon. Bases 419 to 862 code for a protein of 147 amino acids. The record is from RefSeq and is a predicted model, not a curated record.